This is a messenger RNA of Suillus plorans, 1803 nucleotides long. RefSeq lists its product as uncharacterized. NCBI's taxonomy places the organism in Eukaryota, Fungi, Basidiomycota, Agaricomycetes, Boletales, Suillaceae. The transcript has a single exon. The record is from RefSeq and is a predicted model, not a curated record. The coding region runs from base 1 to 1803 and encodes 600 amino acids.
AUGCCAUCGAAAGUCAUAGACGCUGCAACAGCGAGAGCGGAACUAGUUAGUAAAGGAAUGCUCAUCCCAGCAGCAGGAGCCACCAUCAACGACCUAGUAAACGCACUCUUCGAAUUCACGAUCAGCACCCCAGGAGUCACGCAACUGCAAAGAGAUAUGCUAAGAGCCAUAGCUAUCCUCCUCGGAAAAGCCGACCAUGAACAGAAAGCAAAGAAGAUAGCGGAAACAACCUCCUUCCAUAUGACUGGCGCCAUCGAACGUCUCGAGAAGGCAGCGGACUCCCACGAAGGAAAGAUAACGGCCCUGGACAGUUUCAUAAACGAGGUGCGUGAUUCAAUUGAUAGCGCCAUGUCAAGGUUAGAGAAAGCAGUGGAGAACACGACCUCUAAUGCGACCGAGUCCCAAUCCACUCAGAGGGUAGAACAGAACGGAGACCCAGGGAAAUCAUAUGCGAAAGCCCUACAAGCCAGGUUACCCAAGCCUGACUCUAGCACUCUCGCACGUAGCGAAGCCCAAACGAGGCAAAUCCUGAUAGACCGCAAAUCAAUGGAUGUAACCUCAGGUCUAAAGGACCUAACAGAGGCGGAACUUGUCCGCAAGGCGAACCAAGCCCUAGAAGGGAUGAAAGCGACAGGAAAGGAAGUCCCCCAGGAAGCCCUAUUCACGAGCGCAAGAAAGCUCCGUCACGGAGGAGUUAUCUUCGAGGUUGACAGUACUGACACCAAAGCCUGGCUCUCAUGUCAGAGCACUAGCCAAGAUUUCAGUGAAAAUUUCGGAGGCGAAACGAUGAUCAAGAACAGGACCUUUCAAAUCAUAGCAGAAUACGUACCGACUACCUUCAACCCGGACUCAUCAACCUCACUCGCCGAAACGGAAAAGAAUAGCAAACUUCAGCCAGGAUCACUCAUCAAAGCGAAAUGGAUCAAGCCCCUAGCACGCCGCAACCCAAACCAACGCUCAGCAUUCUGCACCCUCUCAUGCAAGGACCGAGAAAGCGCCAACCACGCAAUCCGACUGGGACUCACCAUCGAAGGACGCAAGAUCGCGGUCCGCAAACUAUUACCUGAGCCCACACGCUGCCUGAAAUGCCAACAACUCACCAGCGAUCAUAUGGCAGCAACAUGUAGCCAAGAAACUGACACCUGCGGUACUUGCGGACUAGACCAUCGAACAUCGGAAUGCGACUUCGGAACAGCGGACCCUCAACACCACUACUGCGUCAACUGUGGACUUCAAGGACAUGCGUCAUGGAGCAGAGACUGCCCUUGCUUCAUUGAACGCAGCAACAAGAUGCAUGGUAAAUCGGAAGAAGCACGAUACAAGUUCUUCCCAACAGAGGAUGACCCAGAGUCGUGGGAGAUCAUAGGCGAAGCCAACCCAAGACCCACUCAGCAACAACCAUUCACCCACUGGACUCAGAGCGCUACCCAUGAAGCAGAAUACGGACGAGCAAGAAACCAACCCAACAACCAAAACUGGACGAGAGUGGAACGCAACAAGGGCAAGUCAAGAAGCCAGCCACAGACAAGAACACGCGACCAGGGAUGGCCAAACCAACGAGGACCCGCGCAACCAUCCCAACCCGGAGCAAGACAAACCAGGAUCACGGACCUCUUCUCCAAUCAGGAAAACAACGGUAACACUGACCCUUCCAGAUAUCACAGCAGAACCCCUCCCACGAACCAAUCUCAACGCCCCGGAACCCCACCAACUCGCACAUCUCCAUUCCCCCCGCCACCCGGAUCAACUCACCCGACAAACGCAUCAAUCCCAGGAAGCUUCUCACCCAUGCCUGUCUCAUGA